Molecule: messenger RNA, 1446 nt
Organism: Zasmidium cellare ATCC 36951
Lineage: Eukaryota; Fungi; Ascomycota; Dothideomycetes; Mycosphaerellales; Mycosphaerellaceae
Product: glycoside hydrolase family 28 protein
Exons: 4
Coding region: 1-1446 (481 amino acids)
Biological process (GO): carbohydrate metabolic process
Molecular function (GO): polygalacturonase activity
Source: RefSeq, a predicted model, not a curated record
AUGGACCAGUUGCUCACGAGGGUUCUCGCGCUGGGGCAAGUCCCUCUUGCGCCGACGGCACUAUCCGCCUUCGAGUCGGCGUCAGCAUUGGCCACAGGGACUACUACACCAGCCUCGACGGUCGAUACAGCCGCCGCUACGUGCCAGACGGACCGUCCGGAUCCAUAUGUCUGCGAAUGUUUAGGACUUAAUGGCUGCUGGGCGCCUUCAGAGCCUGGCAAUGGCGGACCCUAUACGCAUGACGGAAACUGGCCCAAGCGAUCGAAGACUUGUAAAGUCAAGCCGUGUGGCGAUCCUAACGGAGACGAUGCACCGGCUAUCCUCGAGGCCUUUUCUGAAUGCAAAGAGGAUGGCCACAUCAUAUUCGAGAACACUACAUACUACAUUAGCACUGUAAUGAACACGACUGGGCUCAAAGACGUCGAUGUGGAAGUUAAAGGAACGCUUCUCUGGGACACAAACAUUGACUACUGGCUGGCAAAAUCACUACCCAUUGGAUUCCAGAACCAAACAUCAGCCUGGCAUCUUGGGGGCGAGAACCUUCACUUUUACGGGCACCGAUACGGCACCUUGAAUGGCAACGGACAGGCUUGGUAUGACUUCAAUCAAGGUGUCUCCAACCGACAUGGACGGCCGCAUGCUCUUCUUAUCACGAAUACGAAGAACAGUGUGGUUGAAGGUCUGCGCUUCAUCAAGUCUCAAAUGUGGACCAUGACUGUUGCUCGUUCGGAGAAGAUGCUCCUGCAAGAUAUCUACGUUAACAACACAUCCGACAACGACAACUCCAACGUCAAUACCGACGGAGUUGACACCGUCUAUGCUAACAACAUUACUUUCCUCCGUUGGAGUGUGGACAACGGUGACGAUGGCAUUUCGAUGAAGCAGAACAGCACCAACAUCUACAUCGCCGACUGCGACUUCUACAACGGACAAGCCUUGGCCAUGGGCAGCAUUGGACAAUACCCUGGCCAGAUCGAAGUGAUCGAGAACGUCGUCGCCGAGAAUAUCAGAUGUACGAAUACUGGAUAUGGUGGACGAGUCAAGACUUGGACAGGCGUGCAGAAAGGCGAGCCUCCAAACGGUGGCGGAGGCGGUAUUGGUUACGCCAGGAACAUCACCUUCCGAGACUUCCAAUUGACCGACGUCAAUCUUGCUUGGGCGCUCUUCCAGUGCACCUCGUAUAAUGGGCAGACUGGGGAUUGUGAUACUUCAAAGUUCCAGAUAAGCGACAUGAACUGGGGCAACGCAAAGGGGACUCUCAAAGGCGAUCGCGUAGCUACCCUGCAGUGCUCAGCAGCAGCGCCAUGCACCGGUAUCAACCUUUACGACAAUGACUUGCAGGCACUAGAUCAAGGCGUUCCGGCGACUUCUUACUUGUGUGAUUCUGUGGAGGAUCCCCAGGGCUUCAAUUGCACUGGCCCAUGCAACGGGCAGUGCGGUGGAUAG